UGCGCUCACAUAUUCUCAGUAUAUGCUCAACUCCAGAAAAACCGUCUGCAACAAUUAAAUCCAUCACAUGAAAGCCAUGAGGAAUAACAGAGCAAUCAUAUCGGCUGGGAAAAGCCUGACGAGAUGGAAAUACGCAGCAGCAUCUGCUCCGCUCCAUUUGACCGUUGCGCGACAAUGCAGUGGUAAGACACAGCACAGAAUGCUUCGCAUAGCACAUCCCUUUUGUCGCCCGGCGGAUGGACGCACUUUUCUGCAGCCUUCGUUCAGCUUGAGACAUGCUUCGACCUCUUCUGAGUCAAACUUGCGAAAGACUCCUCUCUACGAUGUUCACGUCUCUCACGGGGGAAAAAUGGUGCCAUUUGCCGGCUACCACAUGCCUGUACAGUACAACGAUCUGGGCGUUGGCGAAAGCCAUAAGUGGACCCGGGAGAAGGCUAGUUUGUUCGAUGUCGGCCAUAUGGUUCAACACCGCUUCUCCGGACCCGGUGCCGAAGCUCUUCUCAUGAAAUUAACCCCGGGCUCAAUCUCUAGCCUGCCAACUCACAACUCUACAUUGUCAUGCUUCCUACACCCGGGGACCGGGGGGAUUGUCGAUGACACUAUCGUCACAAGGCUCGGUCCGGAGCUAUUUUACGUAGUGACCAACGCUGCGUGCCGGGAAAAAGAUCUUGCAUAUCUUUCGGAUCAUAUUGAGAGUUGGACUAAGGAGGGCGGCAAGGCUGUCGACUGGCAGGUGCUUGAAGACUGGGGCCUUGUCGCCUUGCAAGGUCCUCUCAGCGCUGCAGCAUUAGGAAAAAUCGUCCCGGAUUCGGAUGCGGCUGAUCUCAAAAGCCUUCUUUUUGGGCAGUCAAGAUUUGUCCAAUUACGCUUGCCUUCCGGUGAGCUGUCUCCGCCUGUUCACGUUGCGAGAGGUGGAUAUACUGGUGAGGACGGCUUCGAGAUCUCUUUGCCACCAGAGGUUGCCGUCUCAGCUGUCGAGUCCCUCCUUGAGGCUGCCGGUUCUGAUACUCUUCGGUGGGCUGGACUCGGUGCUCGCGAUAGCCUGCGCCUUGAAGCCGGAAUGUGCCUCUAUGGCCAUGAUCUCGACGAUACCACAACACCAGUAGAGGCUGCUUUGGCCUGGACAGUUGGCAAAGAUCGCCGGGCGAACGGUGGAUUUUACGGCGACGAGGUCAUUCUCAACCAAAUAAAGCCUCUCAAAGAUGGGGGGAGUGGCGUCACUCGCCGUCGUAUUGGUUUGGUCGUUGAAGGGGCCCCGGCUAGAGAAGGUGCUGUCAUCAUCGAUGCCGAGGGGAACGAGGUUGGCAAGAUAACCUCCGGUUGCCCCUCUCCGACGCUGAAACAGAAUAUUGCCAUGGGCUACAUAAAAAAUGGGCUGCACAAGUCUGGGACCGAGGUGCAAGUGGUGGUCAGAGGUAAGCCUCGGAAGGCCAAGGUCAGCAAAAUGCCUUUUGUCCCAACAAAGUAUUGGAAAGGCAUUACGCCAGCUUGAUUAUCCACAUUUGUAAUUCUCAUUUCCAUAAUACCUUUGCAUUUUGAUACGGGAGACGAAUUGAUGGCAGGUUCAACAUCCUGCAUACUCAUAACACCUUUGGAGGCAUUUCAACUCUAAGCGCAUUGGCGUGCGGGAGCGGACAGCAUCAUGAAUUUGUAUAGAAUGUGUUGAGAAUCGUCAAGUAUUUGGGAGUCUGUCAGUGCCUCAAAUGUCUGAUGGGAGGAAAUAAAUACAAAACGGUCAUGAUAUUUACGUGAGAAUUGGUUGCUUUGUCUCUCACUUUAGUAUGCUAAAGCCACUAUAUACGUCCAAAAACAUUGUCCCUGCGACAAGGCCGCGGUGUGAGACAUUAUAUCAGAUAACUUAGUCUCAGUU
Molecule: messenger RNA, 1870 nt
Organism: Xylona heveae TC161
Lineage: Eukaryota; Fungi; Ascomycota; Xylonomycetes; Xylonales; Xylonaceae
Product: aminomethyltransferas-like protein
Exons: 2
Coding region: 77-1492 (471 amino acids)
Biological process (GO): glycine catabolic process
Cellular component (GO): mitochondrion
Molecular function (GO): aminomethyltransferase activity; protein binding
Source: RefSeq, a predicted model, not a curated record